Molecule: messenger RNA, 891 nt
Organism: Aphidius gifuensis
Lineage: Eukaryota; Metazoa; Arthropoda; Insecta; Hymenoptera; Braconidae
Product: chymotrypsin-1-like
Exons: 6
Coding region: 1-891 (296 amino acids)
Biological process (GO): proteolysis
Molecular function (GO): serine-type endopeptidase activity
Source: RefSeq, a predicted model, not a curated record
AUGUCAUUCGCCAAAACAAGUGAUUUAACAGUAAGAUUUGUAUUUCGAGCAUCAAUAAUUUUUAAAUCUGGAGAAUUUUCUAAUACAGUUUGGAGUGUUGCAUCACAUGCUCCAGCCCAGCCUUCACAUUCAAAAAUUUUUAGUUUUUUUUCUGGAACACCAGGCAAAAAGCCAAAAAAAAUAGUGAAUGGUGAAAAAGCAAGAAGUGAGCAAGAAUUUCCGUAUCAAGUUUCAAUUCGUAUUGAUAAUAAUCAUGCAUGUGGUGGUGCUAUUAUUGAUGAGACACAUAUUUUAACAGUAGCACAUUGUGUAACAGAAAGAAAUGGAAAUCCAGUUACAGAUAUAAGUAUAUUUAGUGUACUUGUUGGUACACUUGAUUCUUCACCCUGGUUCCCAACACUUUACAAUAUUCAAAGUAUUGAAAUUCAUGAAGAAUAUGAACCAUGGAAUAAUUUCAUCAAUGACAUUGCCAUAAUUACAACUAAAUUAAUAUUUAAUGAGAAUCAACAACCAAUUGGUCUACCAGAAGCUGAUGUUCUUGAUGGAUCUGUUGUUGUUUUAAGUGGUUGGGGUGACCUCAAUAAUUUUUGGGAAUAUUUCAAUCGACCAUCGUUCUUGAGAAUGCUUGAUACCACUGUGGUGUCAAAUGAAUUAUGUGAAAAUUCUCAUCAUAGAAAAAUUUAUUCUCAACAAUUGUGUGUUCUCAAAGGUCUUGGAUAUGGUGCUUGUUAUGGAGACAGUGGAAGUCCUCUAGUUUAUAAUAAAACACUUGUUGGUCUUGGAUCAUGGGUUACAAAAUGUGCUGCUGGAAUACCAGAUGUUUGUACACGAGUUUAUACAUUCGUGUCAUGGAUAAAAGAAAAAAUAAGAAUAGAGUCAUUAAAACUUUGA